This is a messenger RNA of Mercenaria mercenaria, 468 nucleotides long. RefSeq names its product vesicle-associated membrane protein 8-like. The transcript has 4 exons. Gene Ontology annotation, molecular function: SNAP receptor activity; SNARE binding. The record is from RefSeq and is a predicted model, not a curated record. Bases 1 to 468 code for a protein of 155 amino acids. Gene Ontology annotation, biological process: vesicle fusion; exocytosis. NCBI's taxonomy places the organism in Eukaryota, Metazoa, Mollusca, Bivalvia, Venerida, Veneridae. Gene Ontology annotation, cellular component: membrane; SNARE complex.
AUGCUGUCCAGAGGGUUGGGAAAACAGCUGUCAUUCACAAGUAGAUGUAUAAAAGACCAGUUUCACAAUCAGAACUUUGCCGAGCAAGCUGUCACAGCCAGGACUCAUGAAUUUGACUCUCAGUUUAACCCUGUCAUCUCCAAACAGAUGGACAAAUAUUCCAAGAAAAAUGCAACAGAUAACCUAACAGUUUUACAAGGUCAAGUAAAAGAGGUUCAAGGUGUGAUGUCACAGAACAUAGAGGCUGUCAUCCAGCGUGGAGAGAGGUUAGAUGAUCUCAUGGACAAAACAGAUGAGCUUGAAGCUGCAGUAGUCGGCAACAUUUCAAAGAAACAGCAACAAAGAUCCAAGAAGAAAUCUGGUGGAAAAAACUUAAAGAUGAAGAUUAUAGUCGGCCUUGUAGGGGUUUGCUGUUUUUAUGGGAAUAGUGCUACCAUUGUGUUUGGUUCUGGUGUCUUGAAAAAAUAG